CAACGCGGCGGGUGACGUGCUCUGCCCGCGACCCUCCCCGGAAGCGGGCGGGCGGCGCGGCGCUGAUUGCGUCACGGGGGGGCGGCGGCGGCUUCUUCAGCGGCGGCCGGAGGGGCCUGGGGCACCGUGAUGGAGAGUGCGAGCCAGGGUCUGCUGUCGGAUGCCAUGACAGAUGUUCCAGUGGAUAGCGUGGCUUCGGGCAGGACCUCCGUGCCCGAGGGGCUGACUCUGGCUGAAGAGGAGGAGUUGAGAUCUGAGCUUGCCAAGGUUGAAGAAGAAAUUGGUACUCUCAGGCAAGUUCUGGCUGCUAAAGAGAGGCACUGUGGAGAGCUGAAGAGGAAGCUAGGUUUGACUCCCUUGGAUGGGUUAAAGCAAAACCUGUCAAAAAGCUGGCAUGAUGUUCAAGUCUCCAAUGCUUAUGUGAAAACAUCUGAGAAACUUGGAGAGUGGAAUGACAAAGUGACACAGUCUGACUUAUAUCUUUCAGCCAGCAGCACACUGGAGGACUGGAAUGAAAAAUUAACUCAAUCAGAAGCUUAUAAGAAGACCCAGGAAACCCUUUCCCAGGCAGGACAGAAGACUUCAGCAGCCCUUUCCAAUGUAGGUUCCGUUAUCAGCAGGAAACUUGGUGACAUGAGGGAAUUUCCUAUUCCACUGUGGCUGGGAAUAUCCAAGUGGGCUCACCCUUUCUCGCAUUCCUUUAGCAGUUACUCCAUCCGCCACUCGAUAAGUAUGCCAGCGAUGAGGAAUUCUGCAACCUUCAAGUCAUUUGAAGAUAGAGUUGGGACCAUAAAGUCCAGAGUGGUGGGCAGCAGGGAAAAUAGCACUGAUGGCCUCCACUCCCCCUCGGGAGCUGGAGACAAGCCUCCACAAGAUAACGCUCCUUUCUAGACCUGCAAUGUGGUUUUGCACGGCUGUGCACGACUGUAAGAGUGAGCCCCCUCCCUCCUGAAUCUCCACAACAGCAACAACAUGUGAACCCAACAAGGGGCUGAGCACCAGUCUGGAGAGAUCCAUCAUUCAUUCAUAGACACUGCUGCUGGAUUGAAGUCAAAUAAAGAGAAUGCAAAGUUUUGUACACAAAUAAUAUUUUACACUAAAGUUUGUAGAUUAAAUGUAUCACUGCUGUCCUUUUGGGAGAGCAUGUAAGAUGGAGUUUCCUUAAAGUAGCUCAGAAAUGCCACUGGUAUAGAUAAGAAAAACAAAAACAGUUUUCCCUUGUCUGACAUAACUUGGAACUAUCGAUACAUCACCCUGAGCAGUGUGAGGAGGGCAGUUACUGGAGAAGCCAAGUGCAUGGGCAUCUUAGCUUCAGCUUCUGGCUCUGUUCUCUGUUCAGGGCAUGCCAUGCAGCUACUCUGUGAGCUCCCAGGCUUCUCCUAUUACUGUUUUCUCUGGCUCUCAUUGGAGUCGUCUGGUAAAUGGGGUAAACAGUUGGCUUUUUUUCUGGGCUUCCAAAAGGGAAACUUCACUUAGCAGCUGCCUCGUUGUUACACUAAUGCUCUAGCUUUAACAAAACUAAAAAAUUUUUAUUUUUAAAUGCAAUGAACUUUAAAGAAAUAAAGCAUAAAAACAAAAAGCUUUGGCAUCAUAUUAGGGAAAUGUUCCCUUGGACUCUGAAACUGAAUUGCAAGCCUUACAUCACCUUAUGCUUUACUUGUUUAUGAUAAUUUUUUUUUCUAUAGAGAAGACCAUAAGGGUUAUAAAGCUGGAUGUUGAGCACUGGAGUUUUGCAUCAUACAGUAGUAGCAGCAUGCUUAUAAGCCAGUUCUUGUGUUAAAUUUAGUGGUACACUCUGUUUCCUGAGUGUAUGAAACUUGCUUCUCCCUUCUCAGUUUAUGCCUUCUUUCUUGGAGAAGGAAUUCCUGAAGGCUGCUAGCAACAGGGCCAGAUGAGAAAGGCCAAAGCUGUCUCUAGCAAUACUGAUGCUAUGUUGGAGGGACUCUGCUCUCUGGAGGUUCCUCCCUCUAGUACAUCUGACUCUGACUGGAUGUUUGUUUGGUUUUUUGGGUUUUUUUGUGUUUUUUUUUUUUCAUUUGAAAGCCCCAGCUCUAAUCUUGUUUUACAAAACUGGCAGAGUCACAGAGCUCAACCAGUUCCCCCAGGGGCUGCGUGUUUUGCUCUUUUGAUGUCCAGCUUUGUUGCUCAGGAGCUGAAAAAAAAAAUAAAUCUGAGUUUUCUUUUAGAGGCCUGAUCUUAUUCUAGGCAAGGUGCCUCCACAUAGAAAUACCUAGAGUGAGCAAUUCUGUGCCUUAGAGGCGAAGUGGGACUGACUCAGGUCUUUAGACUUGCUUGUGUACAUAUCUGGGUAGUUUUAGUGGUUUUAUCACCCUGGAGGGACCGAACAGUCUCUGACAAUUUAGAGAAGCAAGUUUUGACACUUACCUGCUAAUGAAUCUCUGUUUCCCCCACCCUUGCUUCCCCUCCCUCUGCAGACCUGGGGACACAGGAUGAAAUGCUAGAAGGCAGGUGUGCUAGCAGUAGGUGGAGUGUAGAGUGUCACGUAGUGUCGCUCCUUGUUUGACUGAAGCUGGUCUCUCUUGAGGGACAGAGCCAGUGAAACGGGGACUGCCGGCGCUUGGGUAUUGAACCGUUUCUCUUUACAGAUAAAGUCUGAGGAAACUUGUCAAUAAAGCAUUCCUUUGGGAGAGAA
This is a messenger RNA of Falco peregrinus (peregrine falcon), 2653 nucleotides long. It is a transcript of the gene TPD52L2, whose product is annotated as TPD52 like 2. Lineage: Eukaryota; Metazoa; Chordata; Aves; Falconiformes; Falconidae. The coding region runs from base 130 to 891 and encodes 253 amino acids. The record is from RefSeq and is a predicted model, not a curated record. Gene Ontology annotation, cellular component: cytoplasm. The transcript has 11 exons.